CAAGGGUCGCCCCCGCCCCCUCCUCACCUCCCCUUCGCGGGUGUGAGGCGAGCGGCCUCGGCUCACCGCUUAGCGCCCCCCUCAGCCGCUGCCGCCGCCGCCGCCUCCGCCCGGCGGCCAUGUCCUCCGGCCGCCGCCGCCGCCGCACGAGCGCGGGGCUCCCGCGGCCCAGCGCGCAGUGAGCGCGGGGCCCUCUUGCCGUUCGUCCGCCCCGGGGCCCCCUUGUUCUCAGCGCCGCCGCCGCCGCCAUGUUGGGUUCAGAGCCGCAGCGGAGCCGCCGCCGGCGCCGCCGGUGAGGGAGGCCGAGAGCGGAGCCCGCCCCGCCCCGGGGCCCAGGGAGCGGGGCCGCCUCGGAGCCCGGCCUCUCCCCUACAGCCGCCUUCCCGGCCCGCCCGCCCGCGGUGUGAGCGAGCGAGCGAGCGCCGGGCCGCGGCCGCGCCUUCCGUUCCCGGCCCGAGCGAGCCCGCCGUCCGUUCGUUCCCCCUCCGCCGGGCCCGGCCACAUCCUGCAGCGGAGCCCUCGAGAGUCAGCGCCAUGGCGGAGCAGACCUACUCGUGGGCCUAUUCCCUGGUGGAUUCCAGUCAAGUGUCUACAUUUCUGAUUUCCAUUCUACUUAUAGUCUAUGGUAGUUUCAGGUCCCUUAAUAUGGACUUUGAAAAUCAAGAUAAGGAGAAGGACAGUAACAGUUCUUCUGGGUCUUUCAAUGGCAACAGCACCAAUAAUAGUAUCCAAACUAUUGACUCUACCCAGGCCCUGUUCCUUCCAAUUGGAGCAUCUGUCUCUCUCCUAGUAAUGUUCUUCUUCUUUGACUCAGUUCAAGUAGUUUUUACAAUAUGUACAGCAGUUCUUGCAACGAUAGCUUUUGCUUUUCUUCUUCUCCCGAUGUGCCAAUAUUUAACAAGACCCUGUUCACCUCAGAACAAGAUUUCCUUUGGUUGUUGUGGGCGUUUCACUGCUGCUGAAUUACUAUCGUUCUCUCUGUCUGUCAUGCUCGUCCUCAUCUGGGUUCUCACUGGCCAUUGGCUUCUCAUGGAUGCCCUGGCCAUGGGUCUCUGUGUCGCUAUGAUCGCCUUCGUCCGCCUGCCCAGCCUCAAGGUCUCCUGCCUGCUUCUCUCAGGGCUUUUAAUCUACGAUGUCUUUUGGGUGUUUUUCUCUGCCUACAUCUUUAAUAGCAACGUCAUGGUGAAGGUGGCCACACAGCCGGCUGACAAUCCCCUUGACGUUCUAUCCCGGAAGCUCCACCUGGGGCCCAAUGUUGGGCGCGACGUUCCUCGCCUGUCUCUGCCUGGAAAACUGGUCUUCCCCAGCUCCACUGGCAGUCACUUCUCUAUGUUGGGCAUUGGAGACAUCGUGAUGCCUGGACUCCUGUUGUGCUUUGUCCUUCGUUACGACAACUACAAAAAGCAAGCCAACAGUGACUCCUGCAGUGCCUCUGGACCCGCCAACAUCUCCGGACGCAUGCAGAAGGUUUCCUACUUUCACUGCACCCUUAUUGGAUACUUCGUAGACAGAUACUUCCCUUCAUCUGCUCUAACAUUUCCAUCACCUCUGACCUCGGACUCUCCCUCGGCCAGCUUUUCUCUAGCCAGCUCCGUUUCGGGCAGACAGGAAGAGACGGUUGUAAUUGGGCUAGUAACCUGUCUGUACUCCAGCAGCUACGACAGUGAACGGAAAGGAGCACCUUUCUUGACACUGUGCCUCCUACUGAAGAAGCACUUCAUAGUCCACGGUGCUCUCAUAGGCGUGGGUUCAUUGCCACUCCACUCCACUGGCUCUGAGGGGGGCAGGGCAACUGUGGUAUCCCCAUUAGAUGGAUGCGGAGGCUGAGGCUCAAGACGUGAAAGGCCUUAGCCAAGGUUAUAUGGCUGUCAUGAGCAGCAGAGUUGAAACUUGAACCCAGGUCUUCUGCCUCCAAGUCUAUCAUCAUAUACCACAGGAGACAGAGGGAGGCCAGGCACACUCAGGGCUGAAAUGAGGCCUGGAACCAGGGACCUGGGCACGGAGUGGGACUUGGGCUACUCACAGGUCCUUGGAAUUCUACGCUUUUAAAAGCUUUGCUGCUCCCUGUUUCUUUACCUGCUCAAGCUGGGCAUUUCACUCCCCACCAUUGGAUGGAAUGUGUCACAUUACAGCUGUACAAUCUCAGGACUGUGCCAAGAAGCAGCCAGGUAACAGCGGCUCUCCUCUCUCGGGGCUGUCCCCUUGGAGUUAUUCACGAAUGUUUCUCUCUCCCCGCAGGUCUGCUUACUGCUACUGUGGCGUCUCGAAUUCACCGAGCAGCCCAGCCCGCCCUUCUCUAUUUGGUGCCAUUUACCUUAUUGCCACUCCUCACGAUGGCCUAU
Molecule: messenger RNA, 2342 nt
Organism: Physeter macrocephalus (sperm whale)
Lineage: Eukaryota; Metazoa; Chordata; Mammalia; Artiodactyla; Physeteridae
Gene: SPPL3
Product: signal peptide peptidase like 3
Exons: 10
Coding region: 535-1827 (430 amino acids)
Biological process (GO): membrane protein proteolysis
Cellular component (GO): lumenal side of endoplasmic reticulum membrane; cytoplasmic side of endoplasmic reticulum membrane; Golgi-associated vesicle membrane
Molecular function (GO): aspartic endopeptidase activity, intramembrane cleaving
Source: RefSeq, a predicted model, not a curated record